Adineta steineri is the source of this 1359-nucleotide messenger RNA. Lineage: Eukaryota; Metazoa; Rotifera; Eurotatoria; Adinetida; Adinetidae. The record is from the annotation of a GenBank genome assembly.
AUGGUAUUAUUUGAUCAACACAUAAGACGAGCAAUAACUGCUAUUUAUCUUAUCCUGUAUAUUCAACACACAAGUGCAUUUAGAAUACUAUCAAAGAGAGAUAACUUAAAUUCAGGUACUUCAUCUACUGGCUGUCCUUUUGCUAAACUUGGCAAUCAGGCUAAUUCUGGGAUUGAUACUGCUAACGAUAUUCUUGGUCCAAUUUUCUCCAGCGUUGCAGAGCCUUUACUUACACACGGUGAACAAAUUCGACCAGAACCAGGAUUUUAUUACCAAGAGCCGAAUAUUACUGCUAAUCCUCCUGAUCAACGAGGUGUUUGUCCUGGUUUAAAUCUUCUUGCCAACUAUGGUUAUUUACCACGAAACGGUAUUGUAACCCUUGCACAAGUACUUGAAGCUACUAGUCGUGGAUUUAAUAUGGGUACAGAUCUUGCACUUGUUCUCGCUGCUACUACAAUUUUUACCAGUGGAAACAUUCUUACCGAAACAUUUUCUAUUGGUGGUCCUGAUCUACGUGUAGGAAUUGGUAAUGUCGGAGGAUUAGAUAGACACAACACUGUCGAAUGUGAUAUUUCUCCAAAUCGAGAAGACUACUACACGGGCAAGUGUGAUAAUCAUCAUCUAUCGUCUCGCAUAUUCAAGCAAAAUGUGAAAUGUGCCGAACAACAAUGCGGACUUUUUAAUCUUGAUGCGAUGACUCAACAGUACUCACAAAAUGCAGAUUAUAGUAAAACAAAUAAUCCCUAUCUUUUUUAUUCAAUUCCUUCACUCCUAGUCAGCGUGGGAGCUCAUAUCUUUUACUCUUACCUUUUCUCGAACGGAACAUAUGAAUUUGGUGGAACGCCAGAUUAUACUAGUAUAUCAAAUAUUGUUGGAGCAAAAUUGGUAACAACUAAUAAUGAUUAUGAUUUUGAGUAUGUUCCAGAGCGAUGGCCUGAGAUUAAUAAUUCAGCAGGUAAACCAUGGUAUAGAAGAGGAAUUGAAUUUGAUUUUGCUGCAUUUCUCGCAAUCGUACCUUUGGUGUAUGCAGCCAAUCCAGUUUUUCUUAAUUUUGCACAGAUCGGAACUUCAAACUUAACUCCUCAAACUAUUGCCUGUGAUUUUUACAAUACAAUUCUUCAAUUUACACCGGCUUACUAUGGACAAGCUCUUGAAGACAGUUUUAAUGUUACCACAUGGAUUAUUGCAAAACUAGAUCCAGUUUUCUCGCAAACUAUAUUUGGAUGUCCUGCUGCUUCAUUUAGUAACAAUGGAGGAAAUUGUCCUUCUAAUCAAAACGCCAACAAAACUAAUAAUUCUACUUGCUUUGCAAAAACAAAUCAAUAUUACAAAGUAUAUUUUCCAACUGCUUCAAAAUAA